AUGGUGGCUAGCGCUGUCUUUAUCCUCGACCUCAAGGGCAAGGUGCUCAUAUCCCGUAAUUAUCGUGGCGACAUCCCUAUGGCAGCCAUCGACAUGUUUAUGCCACUUCUACUGGAAUCUGAAGAGGACGAACAGACUCCAACGCCAAUUAUAUCCACUGAUGAUGGUGUCAAUUUCUUAUAUAUCCGUCAUAACAAUCUAUAUCUCGUGGCCAUCACAAAAAAGAACUCAAAUGCUGCUACCAUAUUAAUAUUCCUACACAAACUAUGUGAAGUCUUUACGGAAUACUUUAAAGAACUAGAAGAGGAAUCAAUCAGAGAUAACUUUGUCAUCAUUUACGAACUGCUGGAUGAAAUGAUGGAUUUCGGAUAUCCACAAACUACAGACACCAAGAUAUUACAAGAGUACAUUACACAAGAAUCACAUAAAUUGGAAUCACAAGCACGUCCACCCAUGGCAGUCACAAAUGCUGUGUCUUGGAGAUCUGAAGGAAUCAAGUAUAGAAAGAAUGAAGUCUUUUUGGAUGUGGUCGAAAGUGUUAAUUUGUUGGUCAAUGCUAAUGGAAAUGUCUUACGAAGUGAAAUCUUGGGUGCCAUCAAAAUGAAGGCGUACUUGAGUGGUAUGCCUGAUGUUCGAUUGGGAUUGAAUGAUAAAGUUCUCUUUGAGAAUACUGGACGAACACCAUCAAAAGGAAAAGCUAUAGAAAUGGAAGAUGUCAAAUUCCAUCAAUGUGUACGAUUGUCUAGAUUUGAAAAUGAUCGCACUAUCUCGUUUAUACCACCUGAUGGUGAAUUCGAACUCAUGUCAUAUCGAUUGAACACUCAAGUCAAGCCAUUGAUUUGGUGUGAAGCUGUUAUUGAAAGUCAUUCGGGAUCUCGAAUUGAGUAUAUGAUCAAGGCCAAGGGUCAGUUUAAGAGACGAUCCACUGCUAACAAUGUAGAAAUCAUCAUUCCAGUGCCCGAAGAUGCUGAUUCGCCUAAAUUCAAGGCAACAUUUGGUGUUGUACAAUAUGCUCCAGAAAAGAAUGCUGUGAUAUGGAAGAUUAAGCAAUUCCAAGGUGGCAAAGAGUUCAUGAUGAGAGCACACUUUGGUUUACCGAGUGUCAAGAAUGAGGAUCCGGAUAAGAGACCUCCAAUUUCAGUCAAGUUUGAAAUCCCGUACUUUACCACAUCUGGAAUUCAAGUCAGGUACUUGAAGGUUGUUGAUAAAAGUGGAUAUCAAGCAUUCCCUUGGCCAAACACCAUGCUCAUGAAGUCCCUUUCGUCCAUCUAG
Synchytrium microbalum is the source of this 1272-nucleotide messenger RNA. RefSeq lists its product as uncharacterized. Gene Ontology annotation, molecular function: clathrin-cargo adaptor activity. The record is from RefSeq and is a predicted model, not a curated record. Gene Ontology annotation, cellular component: clathrin adaptor complex; clathrin-coated vesicle. The transcript is spliced from 12 exons. Gene Ontology annotation, biological process: intracellular protein transport; vesicle-mediated transport. Bases 1 to 1272 code for a protein of 423 amino acids. Lineage: Eukaryota; Fungi; Chytridiomycota; Chytridiomycetes; Synchytriales; Synchytriaceae.